Messenger RNA from Alosa alosa (allis shad), 6500 nucleotides. RefSeq names its product ELMO/CED-12 domain containing 3 (gene elmod3). NCBI's taxonomy places the organism in Eukaryota, Metazoa, Chordata, Actinopteri, Clupeiformes, Clupeidae. The record is from RefSeq and is a predicted model, not a curated record. The coding region runs from base 1023 to 2258 and encodes 411 amino acids. The transcript is spliced from 14 exons.
AUUUCUCUGUUUGCGUUUAACCCCAGUGCGACAGUAGCGUACAUAUUUUGUCGCUAUCUUUCCUCUGUCCCUUCUGUCUAAUUUUAUUGCGUGGUAUUUGCCUUGCUAGCUUGUAUGUGAAGAUGACAGAAGGCGAUGAUGUCAUUGAUAACCCCUCCCAUACUCAUCAAUAUGACAAAUAGAGUGUCCUUUGGCUAACUAUUGAGAAGACACUGAUCGAACUAAGCUGUAACGCCAUGGCUAUAGUGCUCUAAAUAGAGAAAGACGUAGGUUUUUCCAGGUUUUAGCUGAUGUUGAAGUUGCAUUCUUGAGAUGAGCCAUCCAUUUGACGGAAGUUCCACAGAAUCGUCCACUGGUUGCAGCUAUUAGCAGAGAUCGGUGGGGAUUCCAGGAGAGCCAUGGGGGUUGGGAAGCAGGAGGCGACCCGGGCCCGUGCCCCCAGCGCCGCGCUCACAGCCUGGCUCCUCUGAUGGAGCGUCCCAGUGGACGCCCUCUCAACUACGCCUGGCACGGAGGACGAGGAGAAGGAGAGGGAGUUUAAACGCCACUCUUCUGCCUGAUCCGAAGAGGUCAAUUACCGCCGUAGCCACAAACUACUCCAUGCUCUCACUCUCUCUCUCCAAACGACACAGGAAGCAAACAGCUUGACCCUUGGUGGUAAACCUCACAGAACCCGCCUGAAGUGACAUCACCUUUUAGGAGAGCCACCAAUCACCCUCCGUUCUCUUUCCUGAUCCACCUGCACCUGUUACCUGUGGCUCCCACCAUUUGCUUUGGUGCUCCCGAGCGAGUGCGGACCAGACUGUCAGAACGCUAAGGGUGAGAAAAGAGAGAGAGAGAGAGACAAAGAGACGGUGCGCUCGCGCUCUGUGACUGUGACUGCUCAAGCACCAUGGCCAUCUGGAGAACAGCAGAGCAGAGCGUCGCACCACCAGCGCUGGGCAGCCAGUAGGAGGGGCCCACCCCACCUAGCAGCAGCAGCAGCAGCAGCAGCCCGGCCGGCAAGCUCCAACACCCAUGCCAUGGAAGGGGACAUCAUCUUGGCCGCAAACACGGAGGGUUUGAAUGGGUUGCCUCAAGAAUGUAAGCAGACAGUGGAUCUAACCAAUGGACACUCCAAUCACAAACCUGAGAUGAAUGGAGUGGCUCCAGGCCAUGCCAUCAUUAAGGAGCACGCCAAUGGAAACUCCCUUCACAAACCAGUGCCAAUCUCCGCGCUGAAACAGAAUGGUCUGUUGCAGUCCCUGGCAGCAGGAGGUGAUCAGCCUAGGACAGAAGAGGUGAACUCGGAGGUGGAGAGGGCCAGGGAGGAAUGGGAUGCCCUUGAGAGCAUCCAGCCAGUUCUCCCCGAGGAGCUCGCUCCCUCCCUGCUCAUCUCCUUCAACGAAGCCCUGCAGCACUUCCAGACCACAGACCUCGCAGAUCUCCUGAAGAACAUCCAGCCCACCAUUCGUAGGACGGGUCUGGCGGCCAUCACACACUUCCUGUUUGGUCCGCCCCGACUGCACAAGGAGCUGCUGGAGGAGAGGGACCUGGUGUUUGCCAUUGCACAGUGCUCAUUGGACAACGGGCAGCCUGUGCACAUGCGUGUGCUGCAGACCAUCUACAGGAAACUGACUGGCAACCGCAAUGACUGCCCACGCUUUGGACCCCACUGGGAGAACGUGGGUUUUCAGGGGACCGACCCGUCCACAGAUUUGCGAGGCACAGGCUUCCUGGGCCUUAUGCACACACUUUACCUGGUCAUGGAUCCAGAAACACUACCUUUAGCACGAGACAUCUACAAGCUGUCCCAGCACCCAGUGCAGAACUUCCCCUUCAGCGUGAUGUCCAUCAACAUGACCCGCAUUGCCUUGCACGCGCUCAGAGAGGAGGUCCUAUCCAAGGAGUGCAACCGACGGCAGCAGGUUGUCGGGGUGAUCAACGACUUCUACGCGGCCACUUUCCUGCACUUGUUCCAGCUGUGGAAGAGCGAGCAGAAAACUAUCUCAGACUCGGGCUAUGUGCUCAAAGAGGUAGAAAUCUUUGCCAAAAAGAACCCCAAACAGAUCCUGAGGCGCCUGGAGACUUUCCUGAAGGAGCGACGCACUAGGAUAGGGCACCGAGCAUCACCGGACAGCCUGUCUCACAGCAACCGUUCCCCCACCGACAGGGGGUCCAGCCUGGAGACCCAGGGGACCAAAGAGGGCAAAGAGAUGAACUUCACCGGUGUGUGUGAGCUCCCGGCCGAGAUGGAGGGAGAGGCCCGACUCAUCUGAGAGAAAGAGACAGAGUGUGAGGAGUGGGACACGUCUUGUGAGGGGAAAGGGAUGGUCAAAUUAUGUCACAAGUUGAGAUGGGUUUAUCUCUUCUCUUAAAUGUUCUUUUCCUCUUUUUUCCCCUCUCGCUCACCGUUUGCACACAACAACACACACACACACACACAUGUGUACACGUGCACGCCUAGCCAGCAUUGCUGCACAUCCAUCUUUGAGAACUGUUCCUCUUUCACAGAGUAGACUUCAGGGUUCAGAUUCACUACAGAUCUCUCUAUCUCUCUUCUCUCCCUUUGCCUAUUUCUAUAGGUUCCUACUAGAAUAACCCCUCGUAAUGUAUGCUUACACAGAGAAGCCGCCAAGGUGAAUAGUUGCCAAAUAUUUGUUUUGUUUUGUUUUGUUUUUAUCCUUCCCCCUAGUUGGAGCUUGGUGCUGAGACUGUAGCAUUUUCACUGUCCGUAGGGUGGUUGGAUGACAAGAUAAGGCUCAGGGAGAGUGACUGAGGUCGAUGAGGUUCAAAGUUUAUGAGGUUGUUUGUUUGUUUAUUUGUUUAUGAUUGACUGUGCACUGGCUGCACAGAGCCCUACUGUGAGGCUAGAAAGAGAGUCAUUAAGAAAGGAAGUAUCUGUGAUAAGCGUGAGGUACGCCAUUUUUAUAUUCAUCUUGUGCACUAAGCGAGAGAUUGAUUUGGAGAGAUCCAUGCACAUUGGCAUAACAAUAUCUGUAAGCUUGCAUAUAUAUAUAUAUAUAUGUGUGUGUGUGUGUGUGUGUGGGUGUGUACAUGUCAAAGUGUUCUGUGUAUUUGCUCAAAGGCGUUGGUCUGCUUUGUAAAUGUUACGUAGGAAACAUGGUGUCUUUCUGCGCAGGUUGUAGACGAGAAGCACUAUUUGCAGUGCAAUCCAAGCCCUAGUGAAGCUCUUUGAACCAUGCAAGUAUUUGGUAGUUGUAUUUGUUGGGUGAGUGAGGUAGAUGGUUCAGUUGAGGUCUUGUGGCACUAUUGAUUUUUUCUGUUAGAGCUCUACAAGUGUUCUGUAUGGAUAAAUUCUAGCUGUAUAAAUAUAUAUGAGUAUAUUUUUCAAAGACUUUACACUGAAGCUAUUUUAUUCUUACCAGUAUGAAGAACACAAAGAAACAUGGCACCUCCUGAUGUCCCUCAGGACUGUUUGUCAAGGAACCCCCGCUGGCCACUGGGCCUGGUACAUUGGCUGCAGAUUUUUAAAGCAUUGAUGGGAGGGGUUGAAGUGUGACUUCCACCGCCCUCUUUGACUGUUACUGUGUCCCCCUGUCACCUCAGAGAAAUGGGGAUGUGCAUAAACCAUCUCCCUGACACCGAGCCGCUAGCCUAGCAGAAGGCAACAUCGUGGCUUAGCCUCCCCUUCUGAGUAUGCAGGGUCUGCUGGACAAAAGCCUUCUGGUGGCUAGUAGGUUCUUGUAAUUUGCAUGCAAAAAAUAAACAUACAAACAAAAAAAAAGAUGGGUUCCCCAGCGGAACUGUGCUGGUGGCUGUAGAUUUAGUCCUAACCAGUGUAUAUUUUGUGUAAAAAAAAAAAGGGGGUGUUGAUUUUUCCCUUAAAGUAAAAGCGGUACGUCUUGGCAAUAGUGGUAGGAAGCUAGCAACUUCUCCGGUAAAUGUCUUUUGAUGUUAUUAUGAAAAGUGUUUAUGAAUUCAGGGGAGUGUUUUCUCGACACUUCAGGGUAGCGACCAAAAACCAGAUUGUGAUAAAGCCUCUUUAAGUACGUACGUUGCAGUCAGAAUAGAAUGGGUGUGUUGUCAGCUGAAUUGAUUGGCAGGUGAGUUUCUAUCGAGACUCUGCGACUCGAUGCAGCUCAUCACGGCUCUACCACAAAGCACCAGUCGAAAGGAUCCUCUGCAGGGUAAAUAUUUGUUGUGGAAAACGGUGGCCUUGAGAGAAGCAGGACUACCUAGCUGCAUUAUAUCUGGUGUGCUCCGGUAGAUGAUCAGAGCCAGUCAUGGUUGACACAGUGAUGCUUUGUGUUUUGUUUGAGAGAUCCUGGAUUGAUCUCCUACUUCUUUGUCAGGUUUUUGAGGAAGGACGGUCUCUGAACUCACUUAUUUGUAGCAUGCUCCAUAGCACUAGGACCGUAGCACCAGAGAAUUGUUGUUGUUUUAUUUGUUGUUUUUAUUUUCUGGUUUAAAAUUCCUUGUUAAAAAAAAGGCUUGUUCUAUUACUCUGUAUGUUCACUUGUGUCUCUUUUUGGCAAAAUCUUAUGUGUUGUGUCUGAGAAACACAGUAGAUUUCUGUAACUUUCUCCAAUAUCUUCAGUUCCCUUUGCAACAACAAACUAGACUCAGUGGUUGAACGUGUUAGGAGUCGUCACUUUUAGUCCCUAUGUUUAGCUGAAUGAAAGAGUAGUGUUUUCUGCACUUGAAUGAGAUCAGUAUCUUUAAGACGGAGAAUAAUCUUUUAGGAGCUGCAUGUGGCACAGAGAAUCCCCCCCCCCACACACACACAUUAGCUGUGCAUUUGUUCACUUCCUGAUUCAUUACCCAGUGAGUCAUUGCCCAGCGAGACUUUUUACCCAUCCAGGAAAAAUGUUAAGAGUACACAAACCUACCCACACAAGCAGACAGAUAGACACACACACACACACACACACACACACUCACACUCACACUCACUCUCAGUUAGACCAGUGGAAGCAUGACUAUUAAAUGUGACAAACUUGGCCACAAGCGCAACUAUCCUUUCAACUCUGUGUGUAAUUACAUAUUUUUUAUAUACACACACACACACACACACACUCCUGUCUGCUUCUUUCCCUCCAUUUGUUGUGACAUCACCUCCAUGAACACACUGGCAAGCAUGCACACACACACUCGGUGCUCAGGUGCGAGAGUGUGUGAAGCUCUGUGACGUGAUGGGUUGGUUCUGUGAGAGGGUGUGACGGUGGGGAGAAACACUAGUGCCUCAGAGAAGAGUGUCCUCCCAUAGCGCUGGGAGAAGCACGGUGGAACUUUAUAAAGCAUUCAUAAGCUACUUACAAAGCAUGGCAGCAGCUGUGUGUGUGUGUGUGUGUGUGUGUGUGUGUGUGUGUGUGUGUGUGUGUGUGUGUGUGUGUGUGUGUGUGUGUGUGUGUGUGUGUGUGUGUGUGUGUGUGUAUGUGUGUGUGUGUUGGGGGUGGGAAACAGGGGGGAGGGUACCUGCAAGCGUUUAUAAAGCAUUUGUAAGCACUACGAAACAGCUGCUGAUUGUUUGCGUGUUGCUCCCCCACGUUAGCUACAGCAGACUAAGCUUAUAGUGAAAUGAGCUCUGUCAGUAAGGCAGUCGGGGGUAGUGUGUUGUGUUGGGCAGGGAUGGGGGGCUAGAUUCGGCAGACGUCCCACACGACUGCUGUGUGUCCAUGAAGGAACAUUCCAUGCCAGUCGCCCUUCCGUGCCAGUCUCCCAUGGCACGGGGGGAGUAGAACGUGGCGAACGCUUGUCCACAAAUAUUUAAAAAAUAAAAAAAAGGUGAAGCUGCACAGGCACCCAAAUUUUUAGCUGAGUGUGCAUGUCUACGUCAGAGGCGCUGUUUGUCGGUGGACAAUCUGCAGACGCUCUCGCAGAGGGGUCAGUCUGGUGAAGAGCAGCCUGACGGGACGUGUAGUGACGAGCAUUGGCACGUGUACAUAGAAGAUACAAGUGAAGAUUGUAGCAGUGUGAUUGUUAACGGGGGUUGUAAUAGCAGUAAUGUCAUGUCAAACCUCAGGCUUGAGACAAAUCUCUCACUCUCUCCUCCUUUUUGCUUUUGUCCGGUAGCUGAUGAACACCAGUGGUGUCAUAAAAGACACACGGAAAACAUACAGCAUUGUCCCUGAAGCCCAACAGCUUCACUGAUCUCUUAGCCAUCUUUUUAGUUAUAUUUUGGUUUGUUUUGGGUUUAUUUUUGUACAGCAGUCUAACAGUGCAUUAUCAUACACAGUUCCCCUAAACAGCGCACUUGGCAAUAGGGCAAUUCAAAAGAUUGUGCAUUGUUUCUUUGAGGGAGAAGAAGGAGGAUGUGGUUGGAAUCAACCAGAUCUCUCUUGGUUAGCUUUCAGGUCGAGUUAGCCCAAUUCUUUUUUUAUUAUUAUUAUUUUAAAGUCAUUCAUCUUUUUUUUUUUUUUUUUUUUUUUUUUCUUUCCUGGGACUCACUUCUGUCGUGUGAAUCGAUAGGAGACUGGAUGAGGCCUCAGUCUUGACCUUCUUCUCCCCCUUUUCCCCAAAUGCAUCUUAGGUGAGAUAAGAGUCCCUAUGCUACCCCC